GGACCCCUGCGAAAAGAGAAAUAACGAGCCAGUCAAGCACGAAACCCUCUUGCCGAGAGGAAGUACCAGGGAGCGACAACAUUUAAAACUACCAACUUCUGAAGAAUUUCUCUUAUUUUUCAAAGUUCCUAAGAAAUUUUAAGUGGGCAAAUCUCCAAAGUCUAAGUUGUUCUUGUGGGUUAUUUAAAGAACCGUAAAAUCCAUUUUUCAGUUGGUCUGAAAUAACUGCAAAUCCGAGAGCACUUUUGACCAUCUAGGCAAACGGCAACAUCAUGAGCUACGACGAGCUGAUCGUUGAGACUAAAACCGGUAAAUUGCGAGGCUUGAAGGAGCGCAACUUCGAGGGCGAGCAGUUUUUCGCAUUUAGAGGUAUUCCAUAUGCCAAACCACCUGUGAAUGAACUUCGAUUCCAAGAUCCACAACCCGUAGAACCGUGGACAGAUAUCAGGGAAGCAUGGCUUCAUGGCCCAAAUUGUGCUCAGGUAGAUAUCAUCACAUCCGAUAUUACAGGCAGUGAUGACUGCCUCUAUUUAAAUAUAUACACGAAGAAACUGAAAUCAGACGAAAGACGACCAGUGAUGUUUUGGAUCCAUGGAGGUCAUUUUUCAUCAGGUCACGGUGACGAUUCCAUGUACGGUCCAGACUACUUUAUGCGCAAAGAUGUCGUUUUAGUUACCAUCAAUUAUAGACUGGGAUGCUUAGGUUUUUUGAAUUUCAAUGAAGAAGGGGCGACGGGUAAUCAGGGUUUAAAGGAUCAAGUCAUGGCUUUGCAAUGGGUUCGCGAUAAUAUUGCUACUUUUUGUGGUGACUCAAAAAAUGUAACUAUUUUUGGUCAAGGUGCCGGUGCCGCAUCAGUUCAUUACCUCACUCUUUCUCCAUUAGCUAUAGGUUUAUACCAUAAAGUUAUUGCUCAAAGCGGAGUUGCAAUCAAUCCGUGGGCAUUCCAAACGAAUCCUGAAGAAUAUGCAUAUCGGCUGUGUGAAAGUUUAGGACACAAAGGUAAAGAUCCGAAAACAGCUGUUGAAUUUUUGAAAAAAGUUGAUGUCCAAAAAUUAAUUGACGCUCAAGAGCAGUUGUCAACAGAUGAGGAAAAGACCCAGUAUGCCUUCAGUUUUGGCCCAUCUCUCGAUAGAAAAUCUAAAAAACCAUUUAUGCCUGCGCAUCCUGAAGAUGUAUUUACCAAGGGUAUUGAAGUACCAUGCAUCAUUGGUUAUAAUGAUGCAGAAGGAAUCUUGUUUCUGCCAAUAAUAACUAAAAUAGUCAGUAGAUUUAAUAAAGAAUUCAAUAAGCUUCUACACCCGAAGGUUUUAGACACAAUACAAAAUUUAUAUAAGUUAACCCCCCAAGAUUUGAAGGAAUUUUACAUGGAAAAUGAAGAAAUAACUACAGAGAAUAUCAAUAAAUUAGUUGAAUUUCUCGGAGACCUAUACUUCGUUGAGGGGAUCCAUCGAGUUUUAGAGGUGCAAGUGGAAGAACGUUCUGCACCAACGUAUGUUUAUUUGUUCACCCACGAUAAAGAUCCGUCAUUCUUUAAACUGAUGUCUAAAACUAGUAUGAGGGGUGCAAGCCAUAUAGAUGAAAUAUGUUAUUUAUUUGCAAUGCAUUCUUUUAUCACUAUGAAGCAACAGUAUAGCACUCCUAGCAAAACUUUUUAUCAAUGGACUAAGUGGUUUGCUAAAGCGUUUCCGAUGAUGUGUCUAUUUAAGUGGGGAAGUUUUAAAUUUCCUAAAAAGGGAUCGGUCAGAUACCGUAUUUCUGAACAGAUGAUUGAUAUGUGGGUGAACUUUGCGACAAUAGGGAAACCAACGACUGGAUCAUCCGAAUUAAUCUCAAUUGAUUGGCCUGCCAUCGAUGAUCGUUAUUGUAUAAAAUAUUUGAAUAUUUGCGAUAAUCUACAUAUAAAUGAGGUGCCUCAUAUAGGAGAAAAGUUCAGAUUUCUAAAAGAUUGUAAAUAUUAAUUACAAGGAAAUAUAUUUUAGGACAACGAUUAAUAUAUAAUUUUAAUUCUUUUAAGUUGUUUUUUUUCAGACUAUGUUAAUUAAUAAUUUUUUUCACAUAUUUAGUUACCGUCAGAUUUGUUGUCCAGAUAAUACCUUGUCUACUCUAGACGAUUGUUAGUCUUACUAACGUUGUGUAACGCACUUUGCAUGCCCUUCUUUUUUGUUAUUGUGGCAUUUAUUGUAACAAUUAAGCUUUUGUUUACAUGCCAAUUUUAAGAUUCUAUUACUGUAGACGCAUAAAUAAAUGAUACAAUUGAAUAAAUAAAAAUUAUA
Molecule: messenger RNA, 2273 nt
Organism: Phymastichus coffea
Lineage: Eukaryota; Metazoa; Arthropoda; Insecta; Hymenoptera; Eulophidae
Product: esterase B1-like
Exons: 10
Coding region: 273-1958 (561 amino acids)
Source: RefSeq, a predicted model, not a curated record